This is a messenger RNA of Andrographis paniculata, 2153 nucleotides long. Its product is annotated as transcription factor SPEECHLESS-like. Gene Ontology annotation, biological process: stomatal complex development; positive regulation of DNA-templated transcription; guard cell differentiation. Lineage: Eukaryota; Viridiplantae; Streptophyta; Magnoliopsida; Lamiales; Acanthaceae. The transcript has 3 exons. Gene Ontology annotation, cellular component: nucleus. Bases 864 to 1910 code for a protein of 348 amino acids. The record is from RefSeq and is a predicted model, not a curated record. Gene Ontology annotation, molecular function: DNA-binding transcription factor activity; protein dimerization activity.
GUGUAUGUAUCUUAUAUUCUUCCUUGAAGAUGGAUGAGAAUGAUGGGAUGUUCUUGUGGAUUGUUUGUAUAUAUAGAAUUGGGUUGGGUUAUUGGAGAAGUAAAAACAUGUUUGAUUGCCAAGUAGAGUUAUAAGAGUAAGGGCAGUAUUAAUUAGUAAUAUUAAUUUCCUGAUGGAAAUCUCUCCACUCUCAAUUCUAUUCACCAUCAUUCACCUCUGCCUGCCUGCCUGCCUGCCUGCCUGCACACUGAUUAGUUCUCUACAUAUAUGUAUAUAGGAUAUGCAACUUGUUGCUGUAUGUAUAAUGUAUGUAUGUAUGUGUGGAUGUGCAGUGCAGUGCAGUUUCUCUCUCUCUCUCUCUCUCUCUCUCUAACGGCUACAGCAACGAAUGUAAUCAUCCAUCCAUCCAUGUCUGCCCUACCCUUUCCUCAUGACACGACUAGAUCCCUUUUCUUCUUGCACCAGCCUCAUCAGCUACCUAAUCUCAAUCAAAUUGCAUUUGUUUCUAUCUAUCUAUAUCUCCAUCCUUAAACCCAAAACCCUCAACCACUUCCAAGCGCUAGCUGCUCUUCUGGUCGCUCUCUUUCCUUUUUCUUCCCUUUCCCUCUGCUAACAUUACAUACACACCCAAUAUAUAUAUAUAUAUAUACUACUACUACUACCAUCCAUCCAUCAUCAUCACUCAUGGUUUUUGGAAACCAGCUUUAAUUUAGUGCGUGCACUGCAACCAAGUUAAUUACCUCUCUCCAUCGCCGCUUGCUUCUUUUCGUUCCAUUUCUCCCAAUAAUCAAAUUUUAGAGGGCUUUUGGUAAUUAACUCUCUACUAUAUAUAUACACUACUCUUGGGAUUGGCUUUGAAAAUUAUGGAUGGUGAGACUAAUUUAUCCCAAAUUUUCCAAGAACCCGAGCCGUUCGACGCUGCUAACUUCUCCACUGCUGCUUCCCCUCAGGACGACCUCUUCAGUGUUCUCCAAGCCUGGGAAUCUAAUAUCGCACCAGCUGUCAAACCCUGCACUUCAACACAGCUAGAUCAUGAAUUUGAAUUCCACAAGUCUAAUUCGUCCUCGUCUGAGCCCCCCAAAUGCUGCAGGAAGCCAUCUGCAACUGAAACUGCUACUUCCAUGGAAGAAUUAGGAGGAGCACCGCACAGGAUGUCUCACAUCACAGUGGAGAGAAACCGCCGGAAGCAAAUGAACGAACAUCUCGCCGUCCUUCGUUCCCUCAUGCCUUGCUUCUACGUCAAGCGAGGCGACCAGGCGUCCAUAAUCGGCGGCGUGGUGGAUUACAUCCAGGAACUGCAGCAAAUCCUGCAUUCUCUAGAGGCCAAGAAGCAGCGCAAAGUUGUUUAUUCGGAAGCAGUGGUUAUAAGCCCGAGGCCCGUACCGAGCCCGCUUAGUCCUCGGGGGAUGAUGCCACCAUUGAGCCCCAGAUUGAUGAGUCUCCCCAUAAGCCCCAGGACUCCUCAGCCCACCAGCCCCUACCGGCCGCCACCGGCUGCAGGCGGCGGCUACCACCUUAAUUCGCCGACCACACUAAAAAUUCCGCGCCCGAUGAUGGAGAUGGAGGUGCAGCCUUCACCGGGCCACUCGUCCACAAACGAGCACUACGAUGCGGCGGCGGCGGCGGUGGUUAAUGAGCUGGUGGCGACCUCGAAGUCAGCGGUGGCUGAAGUGGAGGUGAAGUUCGCAGGGCCGAAUUUGGUGGUGAAAACGGUGUCGCAUCGGAGGAUGCCCGGGCAGGCGGCGAGGAUCGUUUCGGCGCUGGAACAACUGGCCCUCGAAAUCCUCCAUCUCAAAAUCACCAUCCUCGAUCAUCAAACCAUGCUCAACCUCUUCACAAUUAAGGUUGGGAUCGAAUGCCAGCUGAGUGCAGAGGAACUGGCUCAGAAAAUCCAGCACACAUUUUGCUAGCAGGAAUUGAGAUGAUGACGAUUUGCAGGUAUGUAUGUAUGUGUAUGUAUAUGGAUCAAUAAGGGAAGGGAAGGGAAGGGCGCAACACACACACACACAUAAGUUGUAUGCAUACAGGCGGACAGACAGAGAUAUAUAGGAGAGUUGCUACCUAGCUAGCUUAAUUAUUCACUAAGCAUUCCAUUCCGAUUAAUGUUGAUCUGCAGCGCAGCAGCUUUAAUUGCUAAUUACUUUUACUUUUAA